Molecule: messenger RNA, 2928 nt
Organism: Thunnus maccoyii (southern bluefin tuna)
Lineage: Eukaryota; Metazoa; Chordata; Actinopteri; Scombriformes; Scombridae
Gene: rbms2b
Product: RNA binding motif, single stranded interacting protein 2b
Exons: 14
Coding region: 282-1484 (400 amino acids)
Cellular component (GO): ribonucleoprotein complex; cytosol; nucleus
Molecular function (GO): mRNA 3'-UTR binding; poly(A) binding; poly(U) RNA binding
Source: RefSeq, a predicted model, not a curated record
UGAACAUUCCUCCGUAACUGACGUCCUAAGAAUUUACUUUCUGCUCUCUUCAGGGUGCUUGAUACCUAUUUAAAACAGACUUUUUCAAGCUCCUGUGAACAUUUUUCCGGUGUAUUUUAAUGGGACUGGAUUGAGUCAGGAGGAGAGCAAGGAGAAGUCUCACCUUUUAACCACAGGACGCCAAGGAUUUUCAUUACUUUUCCUUUCUGUUUCUUCCCACAUUGCACAGUUUUUCUUGCAGCUGCAAAAAUAUAAUUUAAAGAGAUUAAGUCUGUAACACUAUGAUCUUUUCCACUGUGCCUUUGAAGGUUUCUUAUACCAAACAGCAGACGUAUGUGUCCCCCUCCAAUCAUCAGAUGGCUCCUCCAAGCCCCAACAACAACAACAACAGCAACACCACCACCUCUACCAUCAGCAAUGGCAGCAGCAAUAGUGGGGGAGAGCAGCUGAGCAAAACCAACCUGUACAUCCGUGGCCUCCACCCAGGAACCACAGACCAGGAUCUGGUCAAACUCUGUCAGCCGUAUGGGAAAAUAGUAUCCACCAAGGCGAUCCUCGACAAGACCACCAACAAGUGCAAAGGAUAUGGCUUUGUUGACUUUGACAGUCCAGCCUCAGCUCAGAAGGCGGUGACGGCGCUGAAGGCGGGUGGAGUGCAGGCUCAGAUGGCCAAGCAACAGGAGCAGGACCCCACCAACUUGUACAUCUCCAAUCUGCCGCUGUCCAUGGACGAGCAGGAGCUGGAGAACAUGCUGAAGCCCUUCAGCCAGGCCAUUUCCACUCGCAUCCUCCGUGACGCCAACGGAACCAGCCGAGGAGUGGGCUUUGCCAGGAUGGAGUCAACAGAGAAAUGUGAGGCCAUCAUCCAACAUUUCAAUGGAAAAUAUAUCAAGACUCCACCUGGAGUUCCAGUGCCGCCAGAGCCCUUGUUGUGUAAAUUUGCCGAUGGAGGCCAGAAGAAGCGUCAGAGUCAGGGAAAAUAUCUGCAGAACGGCCGAACCUGGAUGAGAGAUGGAGAGACUGGAGGAAUGACCCUUACAUAUGACCCCACCACAGCCUUACAGAACGGGUUCUACUCCUCCCCCUACAGCAUUGCCCCAAACCGGAUGAUUGGGCCGACCUCCCUCUCCCCAUACAUGCAUUCACCUGUGUCCACCUACCAGGUACACAACCCAUCCUGGAUACAUCACCAGUCAUACAUUAUGCCGCCCACAGGAGCAGUCCUGACGCCAGGAAUGGAUCACACCAUGUCCAUCCAGCCAACCUCCAUGAUGGGGCCCCUGACACAGCAGCUCAGCCACCUCUCCAUGGGCAGCAGUGGCACAUAUAUGCCUGCAAACACAUCUAUGCAGGGGACCUACAUCCCCCAGUACACCCAAGUGCCUGCCACCAACAUCUCAGUUGAGGAAAGUGCCGUCCAGCAACCUGUUGCCAUAGAGACACCGACAGAACACACAACCUACUCCUACCAGCAUAACAAGUGAAGAGGUGGCAGAGAUCUUCCACUGGAGCCUGAGUGACUCUCAAAGGGGCCUCGAGUGCUGAAACUCAGCACAGUGACUCUACACGUAAUGCGCCAGACACUCGGGAGGAACAUGGACUGUUACACAGAACGGACAAAAAAAAGAAAAAAGGAAGAAAAAAAAAAAAAAUUUUCUACAAACAAACUCAUAUUUUAAAACAAACUCUUUUACUCCAAACAAACAAGGCUGGAGGAUGGCAGGCAAUGGGGAAUGGAAGAACAGAAUGAGGAGCAUCUAUUUUGAUAACAGUCAAGAAAAAAAAAGUCACACAUACACACACACGCACACACUACACGUUUUUUGAACAUGAAUUCAUUUUCUUUUCUACAGUAACACUACUCCGGGGAGAUAGAAUGAAACCAGGAAAAGAACAUUGCAACACCAUGUUUCAUUUUGAGUCAUGUUUUGUUUUGACCUGUUGUAAAAUAUGCUGAUUUUACAUCACUUUUUUUUCUGAUACUUUCAGGCUUUGAACCUGCCUUUUUGUACAUAAUUCUUUGUUUCGGUGUGUUUCUAGCUUCACGUGUCCUACUUUGAUUGAUUGGUGCAAAUAUAUGAAUACAGAACGCUCAAAAAAACAAACUGAAGUCAUCCAGUGACUCAUAUUUUGGACCGAUACGGUGCUGGCUUGCAUUAGCUUCUCUUGAAAUGGCAGCAAGUUUUAUCGGGUGCGAAACCGUACCUGAAGAGCUUUUGCUGAUUUUUUUUGGCACUUGACUCUCAAAUAAUUUAUAGUUCCAACAAUCCCGACAAAGCUUCAGACAAUCAGAAGAUUACAAAAGACAAGAUAAAGUAGAGAUGAUGCUCAUUCAUGUGAGAUUUCACAGAGAAGACUUCUUAAAAAGAGCUAAGUAGAUUUAAAGCAUUCCAGAGAUUAUUAUCAGAAAGUUCUAAAUAUUGGUUCACUUUGAGCUGCUCCGCUUGAUGAAAUCCAAAGUUGCAUAACAGGGAUCACAUCUCACUCAGAGCUGCCUGUACAUAAGAGAAUUAAAUUUAUUUAGGCUUUCUUUUGAUUUCCUUGCAUCAGUGUAGUAAUGCUUCAGUUAUUUUAAUGACAACAUUGUCUGAACAUAGAAAUUUUAUGUUUUGCCGUGUUUGCUUUUUGUCCCACACAUCCCUUUUAUACAACGGGAGCCUGAAUCUUCCCCCCAACAAACCCCAAAAAUGUAUUUUCUGAAGCAAGAAUUAGAUGUUGUUAUUAGAGUAUGGAGUUGUUAUUACAUAGAUACGGAGAUCAACUGGUAAAGCGUGGCUCUGUCCUGUUAUAUCUUCAGAAGACAUUAUUUAGGUGGAUUGAUAUGGCCAGUGUAGUGAUGCUUUAAUAUUGGCCAUUGCUGUGUGUUUGCAUUUAUUUCUGCAUUUUUGUUUUUCACUUUCAUGUUGUUGUUUUUUUACAUCUCUUAUU